Bipolaris zeicola 26-R-13 is the source of this 591-nucleotide messenger RNA. RefSeq lists its product as uncharacterized. The transcript is spliced from 3 exons. NCBI's taxonomy places the organism in Eukaryota, Fungi, Ascomycota, Dothideomycetes, Pleosporales, Pleosporaceae. The record is from RefSeq and is a predicted model, not a curated record. Bases 1 to 591 code for a protein of 196 amino acids.
AUGUCAUUGUGCCCAUGCGAACCCACACCCCCCCCCCCAUUCGGUACUUUUGAUCAACAAGAGCCUGCAGCUAGCGUCAACCACUCGACACCCGUGCCUGGCCGAAUCAAAGGCCAAAACAUGCUUCGAGCCUCCUCAUUGGCCAAGCCCCAGCGCCUGCAACUUCUCGUCCCACAGAAAACCUCUCCAAGCCACAGCAAACUCAAAUGCUCACAACCCUGCCAAUUCCACACGCUGCCUGUGCCUGUGCCUGGGCCUGCAAUCCCCAUGCACUGUCCUCCAUCCUCCCGUCGGCCUCCACCCACUGCAACCUGCCGCAUCAACCUGGAUACCGCUGAGACAAACGCUUCGAGCAGUCCUGCAGUCAGCAACACCCUCGCUCCCUCGUCCCCUCUUCCCCUCUCUUCCCGCAAUCUUAUUCCCGAUUCCACGUUUUUCAUUGGCGCUAAUGACGUAUCCCGUUUCCCAACUAAGAAAACAUGGCUAGUCAGGAGCCUGUCUGAAACUUUGGCCGUAACAGAAAGAAAGCAUCUAGAAACUUCCUUGCAUCUAGCGCAUGGAACGGGUCUCCCGCGUCCCGACUACACAUAG